UUUGACUACGAAAAAUUAAGUGAACUUCUAAAUAAAUAAUCUAGACUAAAAAAAUGUAUCGAGUGCAGAAUAUUUUAAAAUAUGGGAUUUUCAAACCAAAGUAUAUACCUAAACGAAGCUACGCUAAAGAAGUGAGGUUUGGUCCCGAUGUUAGAUCACUUAUGUUACAGGGUGUUGAUAUACUGGCUGAUGCCGUAGCUGUAACCAUGGGCCCAAAAGGGCGCAACGUUAUAUUAGAACAAACUUAUGGUCCACCGAAAAUAACCAAGGACGGAGUCACAGUAGCAAAAGGGAUAGAGUUAAAGGAUCGAUUCCAAAACAUUGGAGCUAAGUUGGUGCAAAAUGUUGCAAACAAAACUAAUGAAGAAGCUGGAGAUGGAACAACGACUGCUACAAUAUUAGCAAGGGCUAUUGCGAAGGAAGGUUUCGAGACAAUCUCCAGAGGAGCAAAUCCUAUUGAGAUUAGAAAAGGUGUGAUGGUAGCUGUAGAAGCUGUAAUGCAAAAAUUAAAAGAAAUGUCUAAGCCCGUCAAGACGUCUGAAGAAAUAGAGCAGGUUGCAACAAUAUCUGCAAAUGGUGAUCGAUCCAUUGGAAAACUAAUAGCUAAUGCUAUGAAAAAGGUUGGUAAAGAUGGUGUAAUUACUGUUAAAGAUGGGAAAACUCUAAAUGACGAAAUGGAAAUAAUAGAAGGGAUGAAAUUUGAUCGUGGCUAUGUGUCGCCAUAUUUUAUAAACUCUACCAAAGGGCCUAGAGUUGAAUACAAUGAUGCUUUAGUUUUAUUUUCCCAGAAAAAAAUUUUCACAGCGACACAAUUAGUUCCAGCUCUAGAAAUAGCAAAUUCUCAAAAAAAGCCCUUAGUAAUUAUUGCAGAAGACUUCGAUGGGGAGCCUCUAUCCGUUUUAAUAGUCAACAAACUUAAAAUUGGCCUGCCAGUAGUUGCAGUUAAAGCUCCUGGAUUUGGAGACUAUAGAAAAAAUUGUCUCAUGGAUAUGGCUAUCGCUACAGGUGGUUGUGUAUUUGAGGAUGAUCCUAACUUAAUUAGGUUAGAAGAUUGUCGUAUAGAAAGUCUUGGAAAAGUUGGCGAGGUGGUCAUUACAAAAGAUUCGACUCUUUUAUUAAAAGGUCACGGCAAUAAAGAUGAUAUUAAACAGCGGAUUGAAGAAAUUAAGGAAGACCUAUCAACUACAACUGGUGAUUACGAUAAGCUGAGGCUUAUAGAACGAAUGGCUCGAUUACAGUCUGGAGUAGCUGUUUUACUCAUUGGAGGGUGUAGUGAAGUAGAAGUUAACGAGAAGAAGGAUCGCGUGAAUGACGCUCUGAAUGCCACAAGGGCAGCUGUUGAAGAAGGAAUUGUACCUGGUGGAGGAGCAGCUCUGCUUCGUUGUAUUCCUGUUCUGGAUAAAAUAAAAGCUGCAAAUGCUGAUCAGGCAACUGGAAUAUCUAUCGUUAAGAAAGCUUUACGCACACCUUGUUUGACUAUUGCUAGCAAUGCAGGAUUCGAUGGUGCUGUAGUCGUGUCUAAGGUGGAAGACAUGGCUGAUAACUUUGGUUAUGAUGCAAUAAAUAAUGAAUACGUGAAUAUGAUUGAAAAGGGAAUUAUUGACCCGACGAAGGUGGUAAGAAGAGCUUUAACUGAUGCAAGUGGCGUAGCUUCACUACUAACAACUGCUGAAGCAGUUAUUUGUGAUUUACCUAAAACAAAAGAAUCUGGCCCAGAUCUAUCAGCUAUUGGAGAAUAAUAACAGAUUUUGGUGAUGAUGACAUGCAUUUUUUGUUGAUAUAAUUUAUUAUUGUAA
Messenger RNA from Ostrinia furnacalis (Asian corn borer), 1796 nucleotides. Its product is annotated as 63 kDa chaperonin, mitochondrial-like. Gene Ontology annotation, biological process: protein refolding. The coding region runs from base 54 to 1739 and encodes 561 amino acids. The record is from RefSeq and is a predicted model, not a curated record. Lineage: Eukaryota; Metazoa; Arthropoda; Insecta; Lepidoptera; Crambidae. The transcript has a single exon. Gene Ontology annotation, molecular function: ATP-dependent protein folding chaperone; ATP binding.